CGCCCCUUCCUCCCGCACGUCUCGCGCCAGUUGAGCUCAGCGAGUAAAUAGCGAGAGAAGCCUCAAGAUGGCUGACUCACUGAGCUCCGUCCGCCUCGGCAGCGGAGCCGCGGCGACCGCCCCCAUCAAGGGCUCGCUUCCCAAGCCCUCGGAGGCGAAGAGAGCCCCCGAGAACCGCCCGCAGUCUUCCCGGGACUUGAACUCGCCGCCGCCCAAGAAGCUGCGAGUGGAGGAGAGGACCGUCAAACCAAAGAAAGUCGUCCGGGAUGGAGGAGGGCUAGUGGGAGGCAACUGUAACGGGAAAGAUAAACUCCAGCAGCCGACGAAGCAGCCGAGUCUCGCGACGGGUUUGUGGAGCCUCAGCCCGGCCGGUGCGAGCGCGAGUGCCGCGUUGGUCCACACAAUCAGCGGAAGCCAAGCACCCGCCGCCGCCGCCGCCCACAAAAUCUUGAAGCAGAGCGAAUUCUUGCUCCACAAGGCGCCUUCCUUCGCUAAAAACAAGAAGCCUAGCAAGGAUAAGGGAGACGUGAAAAAGAAACUAUUCGUGACGCCCGCUAACAACGACAUGAGCAGAGUCAGCCAUAUUUCUCCGGUGAAAAGGCAAAACGGGGAUGUCACGUUGCCACAGAAAGAGCUCCUCCACAAGGACAAGACUAAAGAGCGGGAGCGCGAGGAGAAGAAGAAGCACAAAGUGAUGAACGACACUAUUAAGCGGGAGAAUGGAGAGGUCAAGCAGCCCAUUAAAGAUGGCGGCGUCAAAGCCAAGAUCAACUCUGAGCUGCAAAUCAAAAAAGUCAAGAAGAAAAAGAAGAAGAAACACAAAGAGGGGGAGAAGCACAAGCGAGUGAAAAUGUACCACCGCUCGUGCCAAACCAUUUGUGCCGGCCUGGUCCGCCUCCCCUCCGCCCCCCCUCAGCUCACCAAUUGGUCCCGCCCCGACCCCGCCGGGGACGCCACCUUGUCUCCGUUUAAAUUGCCGCUGCCCGUUGACCCUUCGCCCGGCAGCAAAAGCGCACACCUGCACCCCUCUUACGUUAACUCCUCUCCGCAGCCUUCCCCGAACAAGCACCCGGCACGCUGUAUCCAUCCCGGCCUGUGUGGCCUGGAGUUCGCCGCUUACAUCCAUAUCGAGCCUCAGCCUAACGGAGGGGCUCUCGUGGCCCACGCCUUCGCCUCGCAGCUGUCCUCGCUCUCCACGGGCCAGAGGCAGAGGUUCGCCCAGGAGUUUGUCACCCUGGCGUUCAGCGAGGACUCGUCGCAGGCCGCUCAUUACGUCAUGGGCAUCGUCCACGGAGAAGCCGCCUACCUGCCCGACUUCCUGGACUACUUUUCCACCAAGUUCUCAUCGGCUCCGGUCAAAAUGGAGAUCCUGGGAAAGAAGGACAUCGAAACCACCACGAUGGCUAAUUUCUACUCUCAGGUAAAGAGGACCUACAGCCACGGCACAUACCGAGCCGGGGCGAUGCGGCAGAUUAGCCUGGUGGGAGCCGUGGACGAGGAGGUCGGCAACUUCUUCCCCGAAUUCCUCGCCAUGCUGGAGGAGUCGCCCUUCCUGAAGCGCACUCUUCCGUGGGGAACGUUGUCCAGCCUGAGCCUGAUGAGUCCCGACGAGAGCGACGACGGGCCCAUCAUGUGGGUGAGACCGGGAGAGCAGAUGAUACCUCUGGCGGACAUACCAAAAUCUCCUUUUAAAAGAAAACGGUCCACCAACGAGGUGAAGAACCUCCUCCAGUCCCUGCCCAGGACCAGCGAGCCCAGAGAGAUGCUGUUCGAGGAUCGGACGCGAGCCCACGCCGACCACAUCGGCCAGGGUUUCGAGCGUCAGACCACGUCGGCGGUGGGCGUGCUGAAGGCAGUGUGCUACAAAGAAGGGUACGACGCGUCUCUUUCGUUUGAAGCUCUUGGUUUUACAUCACCCGUCCACCGGCAGGCCGACGUGAAUUCUGUGUUUUGCAGCUCGGAGCCUCCUCGCGUAACCAAAGACGUCGUGUGCUUCCACGCUGCUGAUUUCCCAUACGUGGUUCAGCGGCUGCAGUUGGAUCUAUACGAACCACCGCUCUCUCAGUGUGUGCAGUGGGUGGACGAUGCCAAGCUGAACCAGCUGCGUCGAGAGGGAAUCCGCUACGCCCGCAUCCGCCUGUGUCACGACGACAUCUACUUCAUCCCGCGCAACGUGGUCCACCAGUUCAAGACGGUGUCGGCCGUCUGCAGCCUGGCCUGGCACGUCCGCUUAAGGCAGUAUGACCAGGGAAGCCAGGAAGAAGAGGUGAAGGAGGAAGAGGAGGAAGUGGGCAUAAUGGAAGGAAAGAAGGGUGAUGAAGAAGAAGAAGAAGAAAGAAAGGAGAGGAUAAAAGUGGAUGAGGAGGAGUCAGGCGCAACUAGGGACAGGACGUUGCAAACACUGGAAGAUCAUCCUCUUCCUCGUUCAUCGGCUCGCUCGGCGGACUCUGAGCUGAGAGCGAGCGACGAGCCGCAGGAGAAGCAGGUCGCAAAGGAUGACGGGAGACCCGAACAGCCGCAAUCACCUCCGAUUGGAGUCAAAGCGGAACCUCCGCAUAAGAGCAAACCCUCGUCACCUCUUGUGAACGCUCCUCAUCCUCACCAUCCUGAUGCAAAAUCAACAAAAAAUGCUCCCCACCGCUUCCAUCAUCAUCAUCAUCAUCAUCAUCAACGUCCAGCAAGCGCCCCCACGCCAUCUUCCAGCUCAUCCUCUUUGUGUCUCGAGACUCCCUCUGCUCACUCAUCGUCCUUACACCGCUCGUUAGCUGCUGCCGGCCUGUCCGCCGCCUCCUCCUCCUCCUCCUCCUCUUCAUCACAGAGUCCCAAGCCUACACCGGAGUCCCGCCCGCAUCCUUCCUCGGAAUCUGCGUCUUCCCGGCUGGCCCCGUCCCCUCGAAAGGACGAAGACUCGCCCCGCUUCAGUCCGGAAGCGGCCGCCGACAGGCGGACUUCGUCGUCCUCGGAGUUCCACGUCGCCCGGACUCGCACGCCGGCUGAAAAAUGGACUCGCGGCGUCGACGUGAGCCCCGGGACGUUCGCGCGCGGUCACCGCGUGCCGCAAUAUCCUCCUCCCCGUCACCUCCCCCAGAUGCUCCCUCCCUCCUAUUCCCCACUCCUGCCUCACUCGCACCUCCCCCGCAGACCUCCCCUCACCACGCACCAAAAUCUGCCCCCCUUCCUCGGUCAGCCGCCGCCCCCCCAGCCGGUUCACAUCAGCCAGCUGCACCUGCACCCUCCCACCACCCAGCCCCAGCAUUACUACCCCCAAAUCGCACCCCACAUGCCCCCCCACCAGUUCCACCCGCACGCCAAACCUUUCUUCCCCUCGCACUUCCCCUCGCACCACUUCCCCCCCUCUCGGCCGUUCCCCCGCCACCCUCCCCCACGUUGCCAGCCCGCCGCGCCCGCCCCGCCUCCCCAUCCUCCGUCUCACACCUUCAUCCCGCCUCCCCCGCCACCUCCUUCCUCUUCGGAGUCUCCGCCUCCCCCGCCCCCUCCGCCCCCGCUUCCCCCGAAUCACGAGGAGGAGCAGAGUUGAUUGGGUUUCCAGAUGAAAAUGUACAGGUUUCCUUUCGGUGGUGUCGUAGAAAGGAAAGUGUUUAAUUUAACCCCGUUUUAUGUCACUUUUAGAUGGUACUUUCACGUACAGCUCGUUUAAACACGAGAGGAGUGCACGAGUUUGGCAUUUAGGAAGUCCCCGCGUGCUGUGAAAAGUGUCACAGAAGCAGGUACGUCGAGUCUGUCGUUUUGGAAGCACGCCGUUUUAUUGUACAACCCGCAGCGAACGCUUCCGUUUUUGCGCCCGACAGUGUUUACGAAACACAGAGGGGUCAAAAACCGCCAUCUUACACAAUACUCGUAUUGUCGUCCUGACGUAAUACGGCGGGCGAGACGCAAUAUUACGUCGUACGAUAAGGCUUCCUCCCGAGAUGUCGCUGGUAUUACACGGUGGAGUGUCGCCUACGGAUUCAGCUGUCGCCACUUUGUCUUACCGGAGUGACGUCACAACCCCCUGCUGGCUCGCACUCGAUAGGAAGUAGCCCGAUGAGGAAUGUUUCUUCUUGAUUAUGUUGAAACACUGAAAAAGUAUUCAGUCGGCCACCGAUUGUGCACGUUCUCCCACUUGUAAAGAUGAGAGAGGCCUGUCAUUUUCAUCACGGGUGUACCUCACCUAUGAGACAAAAUGAGAAAAGAAAAUGUGGAAAAUGGCUGUCUGAUUUGGAAAGAAUUUAUGAGCAAAUGAUGGUGGAAAAUUAAGUAUUUGGUCAACGACAAAAGUUCAUCGCAAUACUUUGUUAUAUACCCUUUGUCGGCAGUGACAGAGGUCAAACGAGGUUCUCACACGCUGUUGCUGGAAUUUGGGCCCAUCCCUGCAUGCAGUGAUGUUUUGGGGCUGUCGCUGGGCAACACAGACUUUGAACUCCCGCCGAAGAUUUUCUACGGGGUUGAGAUCUGAACCUUGAAACGCUUGUUUACGAAGCCACUCCUCCGUCGCCCGGGAUCGUCGUCGUGCCGGAAGACCCAGCCACGUUUCAUCUUCAACGCCCUUGCUGACGGAAGGAGCAAAUGUCACGAUACGUGGCCCCAUUCAUUCUUUCCUUUACGCGGACGGCUCAGUCGUCCUGGUCCCUUUGCAGAAAAACCGCCCCAAAGCAUGACUUUUUCCACGCCCACGCUUCACAGUAGGUAUGGUGUUUUUUUGGAAGUCAACUACAAGUUGACCAAAAAGUUGGAUUUUGGUUUCAUCCGACCAUACGACAUUCUCCCAAUCCUCUUGCGGAUCAUCCAAAUGCUCUCUGGUUGUGGGAUUUUCGCUCACCGUUCUCGUGAUCAUUUUGACCCCACGGGGUGAGAUCUGGCGUGGAGCCCCACGUCGAGGGAGGUUAUCAGCGGUCUUGUACGUCUUCCGUUUUCUAACAAUCGCUCCCACAGUUGAUUUCUUCACACCGAGCUGCUUACCUAUUGCAGAUUCAGUCUUCCCAGCCUGGUGCAGGUCUCCAAUUUUGUUUCCGGUGUCCUUUGAAAGCUCUUUGGUCUUGGCCAUAGUGGAGUUUGGACAGGUGUCUUUUAUACUGAUAAGGAGUUCUAACGGGUGCCAUUAAUACAGGUAACGACUGGUGGACAUAGGAGCCUCUUAAAGAAGUUGUUACCGGUCUGUGAGAGCCACAAAUGUUUGUAGGUGAGCGAAUACAUUGUUUAAAAAUCAGUGAUUUUCUGGAUUUGUUUUUUUUUUCCUCUCAUUUUGUCUUUCAUAGGUGAGGAUGAUGCAAAUUACACACCUCUCUCAUCUUUUCAAGUGGGAGAACUUGCACAAUUGGUGGCUGACUAAAUACUUUCCAGACCCACUGUAACACCGCAGCGCAAUUUGAAAACAUGUCCAAUAGGAUUAAAUACCAUUGCGAAGACAUUAAAAUGACGACGUAGAUGCAGAUCAAACAACAAUUGGGGGGGGGGGGGAAUAAAAGAAUUGUAAUUGGGCAACCUACAUCCGUAUUACACAGAUUCAGCCUAUCGGUGGCUGUCCCAAGGCUUUUGUACACACCACUUUUUUUUUUUCCCCCACUUUUUUACGCCUACCAUGAAUGUUUGUUACAGGUCACACUUCCAAAAGCACUUAAUGACAGAUUCCAAAUGUUGAAACAAUUUGUCUCGUGUGUUUGUCGCACGCCCGUCCUCAACCGUAAACUACAGAAUGUUCACAGAUACUUUGUUUCGUCACCCAAAGUUUCCCGCUGUGAUUUAUUUAUUUAUUUAUUUUUUGUCCCCCCGCUGGAAAAUUGGACCAAAGCCUUAAAAAAAAGGGUCAGCCGCUCGGCAAGCCGAGCUCCGUUUUCCGCCAUUUAGUCUGACGGCUAGAACGGCAAAUGUUUGUAAAAUGUGAGUUUAAAGCUUCACUUCUCGUGCCCCUUUCGGCCUGGCUUCGCUUGAGAGGUGAAGGUCGUUGCGGAGCACUCUGCAGCUUUUUGAUUAGAUUUUUUAACACCUCCGGAGUUCAGGUGUGGUCAAACAGAAAAGAAAAAGCUGAAGCGAUCUUUCUAUUUUUUUUGUAUAAACUGGCAUUGGAGCAGAAAGUCGUCAGGGACUUGUUUUAUCAGGAUUUAUUUAUCUGGAGUUUGUGUGUUUUUGUUUUUGAUUUCAGCCAUUCUCGUUUCAACUGUCAGCACUGUAGUGUACAUAAGAUGUUUUGUAAAGACAAAACGCGUAGAAAGGUUUCUACUUUAAAUAAAUAAGAGGCUAAAUAAUAAAAGGCUCACCGGGCGAAA
Messenger RNA from Phyllopteryx taeniolatus (common seadragon), 6263 nucleotides. Its product is annotated as lysine-specific demethylase RSBN1L-like. The coding region runs from base 68 to 3538 and encodes 1156 amino acids. The record is from RefSeq and is a predicted model, not a curated record. Gene Ontology annotation, cellular component: nucleus. NCBI's taxonomy places the organism in Eukaryota, Metazoa, Chordata, Actinopteri, Syngnathiformes, Syngnathidae. The transcript is spliced from 8 exons.